Caenorhabditis remanei is the source of this 894-nucleotide messenger RNA. RefSeq lists its product as uncharacterized. NCBI's taxonomy places the organism in Eukaryota, Metazoa, Nematoda, Chromadorea, Rhabditida, Rhabditidae. The record is from RefSeq and is a predicted model, not a curated record. Bases 1 to 894 code for a protein of 297 amino acids. The transcript is spliced from 4 exons.
AUGACUCAAGAGGAGGUUGCAACGAACACCUUCGUCAACGCGGAGCUUAUCGGCUUACUCACUCAUCGAGCGGACUGUCGAGCUGCGUUGCGAAGUGUUCAGCGACUUCUAGAAACCGUUCCACAAGAAGACCGCAUGGCGACUAAAGAAGAGAUCCAAGACUUGAAGAACACGGAAGAUUUCGUCUACGACCAGGAGGAGUUCUACACCAAGAGAGAGAAGCGCUACACACUCUACCUCGAUCACUUGGAGUACUGGGGCGCCAUGGUCGCCAUCUUCAUUCUGGGAUCCUUUGUGACUUGUGGGAAUCUCAGCAAACAAGGAGAAGAGAAGAUGACUCUGGCAAGGACAAUUCUGAGCGGACCGGUCAUGGUUAUUGGAUACACGGUCGUAGUGGCAUACUGGUGUGGAAUUUUGGCGACAAGCUUUGAAAAUGAAAAAGAACAACGACAUUCAGUGAAGGAAGAGACCGAGUCGAGUGAAGAGACCGAAUGGGAGGACACCAUGCACAUGUCGGAGUUGACCAGCCGUCAAUUUGAUAUGGUGGACACACUCGCCAACGUCAUCGAGCCAACACGGAGCAAUAUCUCGAAGACUACUUGCAAAAUUUUGUCAACCUUCACAUGGUUCAACGUCUUUGUUGCGGCCUUCAGUAUCUUCCGAAUCGCAAUUAUAUUCAACACCGGAAUAUUAUUCAAAAGCAACAACCCCCUCGACGCUGUCGAUGCAUUAUUCUUCAUGGGGCUCACGUGUAGCAGUGUGACUCUCGGCACUCUCCUCUUCGAAGCUUACAUGAUAGCUGCCAAAGCCACCAGCGGUUUCUUCAAGGGUUCAGACGACGACUCGGAACUCAUCCAAGCCAUUCAGAAAAAACCUCUCGAAUUCGUCGGCUAA